GGGGCCGCCGCGCGAGACGGGCGGAAGCCGCGACGGCAGCGCCGCGCCCGGCCCGGCCCGGCCCGGCCCCAGACGGGGCCUCGCGGGCGGCGCCGGCGGCUGCUGAGGGCUCGCGCGGGAGCUGGUGGGGGAAGGGCGCUGCCCCGCGGGGAGCCCGCCGAGAGAGGCGGCCGUGGUGUGGCAGGGCGAAGGAGUUUUUACAGUCCCCUGUGGCAGAGACUGUAAAAACUGUGGCUAAAAAAAAAUUAGAGUUAAUUAAAAAAGGAAAUGCAAAUGGCCUCGGUUCCUGUCAUAAAUGUUGUCAUCUGCAAGACAGUGUCAUGGGCGAGGGGGACUUCUGUGCAAUCUUCUGAAGAGAAAGACAUGUGAAACAGGUCUUCAGGGAGUGACUGGGGAAUGGUUUGAAGAAAUACAAAGAAAAAAAUUUCAGAAUAACACUGAUGUCAAUAGAAUGCUGAAAAAAACACUAGAGCAUCAGCUAAGGAAGAGCAAAAAGACCAAUCAUAAAGAAUUUAAAAUGUCAUCCCGCACAAAUCCUCAAGCACAAAAGAACACAUCAGCUUCCUUUUUGGGGUUCAGAUCACCUUUUGCUUGGCUUUUCUCCUUCAGAAAAACAAGGAAACAGCAGACUCAGAAGCAACCACGAUAUGACAGUUCUGCUAGCACAUCUUCAAAAGUGGAAAAAAUGGCAACAGCUGAAACAUAUAAUUCCCCAAUGUCAACCGAACCAAGCUGUCAUUCUUUUGAUACAAACCAAGAUGAAUUGAUGGAAAGAGGUACCCAAGAGUGGAGUGAACAGCUAGAGAAAGAGUUCUUCCGUGUUUUAGAUGAUCUGGAUGACCAGCUGGCCCAAGAACAAGCCCAAGAUCCUUUAGACAAGACAGUUUCUAUUAACAGUGCAACAAAUGUGCCAUACAGUAAUGCAUUUCCUACUUCAGAGAGGCAGACUACUCUUAGAGGUAAACACAGAAACAACUGGAGCAAUGUACCUAGCACGGUUUUCCCAGAUGGACUGAGAACAAUGAGAGCCAAAGAUGAACACAAGAUUUUCAUCAGACCAAGGAAAUUACGCAAUGCUUAUAUAAACUGGCACCAGGCAGCCUUUAAAGAAGAUUACAAAUACAGUGAUCCAGUUGAUGGAAAUCCUCAUCUGCUAAGCAGGAGGCUGUCUUCUAUUUCUUUUGGACAGUCUUCAGAAGGUAGCUUGUAUCCUCCUUCCAUAGCACAGAACAGUGGAUUUAGGCACAAGUGUUUUAUGAACAGGGAUACAGCUGGGAGAGGUUUCUCUGUAUGUUCCCUUCAGAGAUGUCCAUCCUCAGUAUCUUCAGACCAGCUAUCAGCAUCUAGUUUACAACAUCCAUUGGCAAGGGAGAGCAACAAUGGUUUUAUACCAAGGUUUGGUCAACAAAAUCCAAAGAGAAUUCCUCUGUCUUCUAUUGUAUGGAACAAUACACCAGACUCUCCAGCACAAACAUCAGCUCAAGAAAAGGUGUUUAGAACCCAAUCACUGGUGGAGUUUCAUGCAACAGACCAUGGUAGAUAUACUAGCCCUUUGCAAGAAAGUAGGAAAUAUGCUUGUUGCCAUUCAAAACACCACUACAGAAGAUCUUUUUCAAGUAGUAAUUGUUUCAGUAGAGUGAGUUGUCCUGACAAAGCUGCUUCGCCAUUGUACUUUGAUAACUGGGAAAAUUAUCCAUUAUACAACUCAGAAAAUAAUCUCUCUAGGUCCUGCUAUAGAGAUACUUCUUCUCAUGGCAAGUUGCAUACAAAUCAAAAAAAUUCUCCCUAUGGGAAAAAAGAUAGCUAUCCUUCUUGGGCUGAUAUACCUCAGUACCACAGUGAUAAAGUGUUUAUUUCCCCUGAUGCCAACUUUGAAGUGGUUAUGGCUAACUUAAAUGACUGGCAGUGGACACAUACAAAGAAUGCCAAGUAUGCUUCACAGCGCCUGCAGAGUGAUUUUCACGUACAUUCUCCAGAAAGUGAGAGUAUCAAAAAGAUAACAAGAACUGUAAGUAAUAGAACUCUUUCAGAAUUCACUGAAGGCUGUCAGCCUUGGCUAAGUUGUCACUCUCCAGUUUCUUCAUCUGGCACCAGAAGCGAUGAGCCAGUCUUUCCUGAUUCAAAGAACCAGACAAAACCUAUAGGACAGAACAGCAAUUCAGUCAUUGUUACUGAAAGAAGUAGUAAGAUGAACUUCAAGCAACUAGACAAUGUUGAAGAUAAGAAACUGCCGGAUGAAGUAGAUAUUAAAGACAUGACAUUACUGUCAGUUUCUCAGCAAGCAGAUACAAACUACACCAACACCCAGAGUUUUCCCUGCAAUAACUCUGCUUCUGCCAUCCUGCCAAACAAUGCAUCUCUCUCUAACUCACUGAGAUCAAAGAGACAACCCCAAGUCACUGCCAGAAGAGAGACUGCAAAAAUGUAUACAUCAAACAGUAAUAAAAGAAACGUACAAAUGAAGGAAAAUGAUUGCCCACCCGACAGUGUGUUCAGUCAGCCUCCCUGUAUUUUGCCAGCUGAUGAGAGCAGAAAGGAAUCUUUUCUUCCAAGUCAGAAACCAUGGGAACAUAAUCUGCGUUAUGCAACAAAAAGAAAAAGCAUCAAAGUGGAUAAUCAGAGUACGGAAACAGUUAACCAAGUUACUGCAAAGGGACAGUCUUCACUGGUGGAUGUUGCUUCUGCUCCAUCCACUGAAAAGUUAGUGAACCAUCAAGGCAUGGUGUCCAGUCCUCCUGAAUGUUCGUCUAGUUCCUCACAAAGCUCUCCACAAGCACUUUCUCAUAAAGACAAUUUAAAAUGUUUAGAAACACUAACUAACUCUUCACUAAAUUGCAUAGUUACUGAAUCUCAAGCAGAAGGUGGAAAAACAGCUCAAGUGAGCAGAACGGAUGUUACUGAAAAGAUUUCACAGAAAACAUCGCAAAAUCCAAGCACAUUAGUUACUAAGGACUGCAAUAGACAGUCCACUACUAGUUCUCCACGAAAUGAAAGUUUUGGAAAUAUUUAUGCACAUAGCUUUGGAGACCCCAAGACCUCUGAACAUAGUUUAAAUUAUUUUUGCCUUGAAAAAGAAAGUGGAGAAAUAAGGAAUAAUUCACCUUGUAUUGAAAGGCUUAACAAGCAAGACAGCUUGCUGACAUACACCAGUAGCUGCAGCAUUACUGGCUCCCCUAGCAAAAACAACCCCAAAUCUCCUGAUCCACUUGUUAUCUAUUAUACCUUACCUAGAAAAUCAGCUAGCAUUGCUGGUAGUAUCAUGUCAGAUACAGCCAUCUCUUUCCCUAGAGAGAGUAGAACAAGCACAUACAAUUGUUCAAGGACUGAAACUCCAAACAGAACUGAUGCCUUUUGUUCUAAUCAAAGAAGUAUGUUCUGUUUAGACUCAAAAGAUUCCUUGUUAACAUCAGCACCAUUAAAUGCUGCUACAAGUAUCCAAGAAAAAGAUUAUCCUUUCAACAAAAGUCCUAAUGAUUCAGUAAGCGGUAGUACUUCAGUCGGGCUGACAGACAGCUGUAACGAUCUGACCAGAAGAGGAUACUCUGGGUUUUCAGAUUGUAAGGAAAGGGGAAAUUGUUUGCAGAAAUAUAAAACUACAAGCACAUUUACAGUUUGUGUUGAUGAAGAUCAUGUCAAAUAUCAUGAACUAGUUUCAAUCUAUUACACAUUACCACGGAGGCAUUCUAGAACAUUUUGUAACCUCUUUAGGGAUAAUUCAGAGGAUGCAGAAUUGCCUCUUCCAAAAGAAAACUCUCAGUCACCAAGAAUACAUAACAAGAAAAGUGAAGGUCACAUGAGUUUAGCAAAUGUAUUUUUCCCUAAUACUUUGGAAAAAGAGGUGCCUUCAUAUUCUUCUGACCAGGUGCCUUCAGCUCUGGUCACACCUGAGAACUUAGAAACUGCUGUUGACAGUAAAGACGAGAAUUCCCACUUACCUCCUAGCUCUGAGAAGGUAUGUGCUUCAAAGGCAGUAAGUACAGUACGUAUUAGGAAAGAUACUUCACCAGUUCUUUCCUUAGCAGAAAGUACACUUCCUGACAUGAGGACAACAGACAUUUCUUUUGGUGAUCCACAGUCCAUUGCAACAGUGGGUAAUGCAGGCAAGGCCACUUCUGGUGCUUCAUGCAAUCAAAAUACAGAAACAUGUCUGAAAGAAAAGAAGGGAAUUUUGCAAACAGCCACACCACUGAUCUCUGCUUUAUCAACCCCUCCCAAAUCAGGCAGACCUUUAGAGGAUCUUUGUUAUUCAACUUCAGUAAAUAAGAAUAGUGUACAGAGGGGAAACUCUGAAAACUGCUCUCAGCCUACUAAAGUAAACACAAAUAAAAAUCAGAACAGUUUACUGCUCCACACAAGAGAGAAAAGUUCUCUUGGUAGGAACAGUAAUUCUAAUGUGCCAAUUCCUCCUGCUGAAGAUAGAUACAGGGAUACUAUGGAAGUCAAACAAAGAGAAAGUCUCCUACACCAAAUCACUGCUCUGUACAGUAAUAAAUGUAGUGGACUGCAAUUGAGAACUGACAAUUCAAGGAACAGCACAAAUGAUUGUAACAAAAUGCUUUCAGAAUCUCAGAACAAAGCACCUGAGGUAGGCACAGCUUCCAGUGCUGACCCGGUACUUCAGCUAGACAAAAUGGGUAGCACAGAUACGGAUGAGUUAAACAGUUCAGAAAUUAAAAGAGCGCAGAACUUGCAGAAUACUGAGAUGGGUAAAGAGUACACUGGCCUGCAGGAAUCGGGGAGGCACAGUGAAGAUAGCCUGAACAUUAUUUGUAAAGAUAAAGUCCUUAAGGUCACACAAGAUCAAAAGUUAACACAGAAUGCAGAAAAUGAGAGCAAGCUUCUCUCUGGCUGCACAAGAGACAAAGUAAAAGAUACAGAAAAAAGGAAAAAUAGACCUUCAAUUAAAAAUAAACUGGCAGCUGUUUACAAAACAAGUCGAAAAUUUUCAAGUAAAAAUUUACCCCCAAAGCCACACAUCAGUAAUAUUUUCUCACUGAAUGAUGGAAGUGCCUCUUCUCUAGAGGCUGACAUGCCCCUUGACUCAUUGCUUUCAGCAGAUUCCAAUCAGUCGUUUCUGCAGUCUGCAAAUGAAAACCAGAAUCAUAGUCUGGACCCCGAAGGGAAUAUCCCAAUACAAAGAACAGCUGAGAGGAAGAAGAGUGAAAAUGAAAAUGAUCUUUUUUUGCUUGCUAAUAACACAAAUUGGAGGUCUUUUACAAGUUCUCACACCCAGAAGGACACCAUCAGUCCCCCAAAAAACGCAAUAAAAGUGGAAAACAGGCCAAGUCUUGCAACCCCAUUUCCAGAUAAAAUGGCCACAAGAAAUAAGAAUUCCCAAACAGUUCAUCUUGGGUUAGAAAACAGAAGCCAACGUCUCUCCCCCUGUGCUACUACACCAGACCCAGUGGAUGAUGAGAAAAGAAGAGCUAGCAGUAGUGGGUGCAGUCCUCCCUUGCCACUUCUAACUGACAAAAACUCAAACCCGUUUAUAAAUGACUACUUGCAGGCAGACAUCUGUCCAAAGCAAAGCUUGACUUCUCAGAUGGCAUUUGGUCAGCAUCAAAAUACUUAUCAGUCUAAUAGCUUAAAAAAUGCGAACCUGCAUAGUGAUCAGUUGCGCAAGAGUCAUGCAAAAAAUCAACGUGAGCGUCACAUUUCUGAGGGUACUUGUGCUCGAGAUUCUCAUGACAGCUUUGCCUCUGGAAGCAAUAUUCUACCUAAAGAUAGUAAACAUGGGAAGAGAUUUAAAUCUUACUCGGAGCUGUUGUCUUGUGACGAAAAUGAAAACUGGGCAUCUGACAAAGUAAAAAGUUACAGCACUAGGAAUUUGAUCUAUCCUUCUGUUGAAUUUGGUAUAUUCGGCAAAGAACAACAAUUGGCUUUCCUGGAAAAUAUCAAGAGGUCGCUCACGGAGGGGCGAUUAUGGCGGCCUUGCCUUCUUAAUAACCCUGGCUCUUUCAGAGAUGGAGAGCGCCCUUGUUUAAGCAGAUCUGAGCUUUUGAGCUCAAGCUCUACCGGAAGCAAAAUAUCAUCAGCUGCUUCAUCCCCCAGAGAGCCGACGGAACUCUGUCAGGGCGAGCCAGCAGCUUACUCGGACUCGGACACUGAUACUACCACAGAUGAUGAAUAUUACCUAGAUGAGAUAGAUAAAGAAUCAGAACUAUGACAACUUGUGGUACUAAGAUAGCAAGAUAGCUCAGUAGUUUCUGGGCAGGCAAAAACGUGAAAUAUUUUGAGCCUGUUCUCGUGCUGCUAUAAAUUGGUACAAUUUGAUCAGUUUUAAAGAAGUUAGUAUCUUAUGUUACAUGAGCGUUUGACUUUUUAUAUUAAAUAUGUGGCUUCAACAUUGUUCUUCCUAGAAGAAAAAAGACCUUCCCAAAAUUUUAAAAGAUAAAUGACUGUAGAGCUUUGGGCAAUAUAACGUUAGAGGUGGCUUUCCACUGACAUGAGCAAGCACUGGAUCAGGCUCCUGCCAACUAAGUACAACAGUGUUUCCUUAUUUAGCAGAUCGUGAUAAUGGCAAUCCAUCCCGCCCAACACACAUCCACACAAAAUGAAAAUAUUUCAAUGUUUGUAGCAUACUCCGUAGGAAUGCUCCUUCCCUGUACUCUUGGGAAGCAGGCCGCAGCAAUGUCAGCGGUGGAGUUUGUUUCGCGAUACAAGCUCUGGGUUCCCCGUGCUGGGUUCCGCACUGGGAUUCCUGGGGAGGUUCAUCAUUGCGGUAGUUCUGACUGCAGCUGAGGUGGUUUGCCGGAUGGCUGCCCUUGUUUUAGGAACAGGCUAAUUUGGGUUCAUAAUCUGGCACAGUACAAAAUGUAAGAGAAUGUACCUUAUUUAUAUCCUAUAUAAAUUGGGUAGGUUGAAUCCUAAGCUGUCCUAACAGUGGGAAGGCAAAUGUGACCCUGCGAUGACUUGUUGCUUCCUGCAAAAAGUUGCAGUUCUUUGACUGACUCUGUGCCUAGAUGGUUCCCGUUAUAGCGCAGUGCAACCAUUGGGCUACUUCAGGUUUACGCUGCCAAAAGCAGUCUGAGAAAGCACUUUGCUGGUUCAAGAUUGUGCUGUACAAAACUGGUAAUUUGUUUUCAUAUGAAGUAAAUAAAACUGGUGGAAAAUCCUCCAUGCCCUUUGCUAAAUUACCUUUUCCUUUCAAUAUUUUUCAGACGUGCUCUCUGUCACCACAGAACUUUUUAUCUUCUGAGCUUAAAGGCUGCAAACAUUUUCCUUCAGCUAUUCCUCGGCCACACUUGUAAAUGUAGCUUUAUUAUUCAGUAGCCAAAACUCAUCCCUAGCCAUUAAAUUUCUAACUUAGCUUUGACCUCUUGACAUGCAAAAUCACAAGUGGCUCAUUGAGCCAGAAGGUAGUAUUUUUAAACAAUUAUACAGCAUUUAUUUUUAUUUUAAUAAUUUCAAAUACAGUCUAAAAUGUUGAUCCAUAUUUUGAUAUGCUUUUAAUUAAAUAAAAUUUCUGUAAAACAUAAUUAUAUUUUUGUAACUGGAAGGACAGUAUAUUGAUAUUUUAAAUAAUAUAUUUUAAACAAAACAAGCAAUGCUUGUAUCACUGAAUACUCCACAAGAAUCUAAAAGAGAUGAGAAAUACUGUAGUAGGUAACUGGUAUCCUUAUUUUUUUAUACUGUAAACUUCGUUAAAGAAGUGGAGCUAUAAUUCAACUAUGUACUGAAAUGUAAGUAUUAUUACUUUAUAUUAUGAUAAAUUGUCUUUUGUUGUACAUAAAAGGACUAAUAUAAACUGUGUAUUUAUAGUCAGAACUGUUCUUUACGACAUACCUGUUCGGGAAGGAUAUAAGCGUAUACUGACAUGUAAUACUGGAAGGAAAUAACUGCCAUGUAAUUGUAAUCUUGUAAGAUGGGCUGUUCUAAGGAGAAGUUAUGUUUUUCUGUAAAUGGUUCUACUCCAUAUAUACAGGAUUCUGUAGAGUAAGACAAUAAAACCAACCUAAUAUUAGUGAGGAAUUUCUGCUGCUCUUCUGCUGCUGCAAAAUAUGUUAGUCCAAACACUGGGAAUACCAGCCUCCAUAAGUUAAACAAUAAUAAAAUAAAUGUUUACAAGGGAGGUAAAUGGUCAUGCAGUUUUGCUUGACUAGAAAUGGAUUGUUUAGAAUAAUUAUAUAGAAUAUUUUUAUUUGUAAAUAUUUUCUAUCUGCUCAGUAGAAUUUGGAUUAAGUUCUCACCUUACUGGCAUAAAAAGGUUUUCAUUUGCUAUGUUAUGUAUGUACAGUAAAUCAGGAGGUUUGAUUUAAAGUAAAAAAUAACAGCUUUUGGUCAUAAAUCAGUUAUGCAAGGCCACAUUCUGUUGAGGAUCUGUAAACUAAUAUUUACAUAGAAUGAUGCUAUUCUGUAAAAUAGUCAAUUUUGUGAAAACAUAGGGAGAAAAAUUAUUUGAAUAAAGAGAUCUGCUCCAUUAGCAGAGCCAGAAUUUGA
Dromaius novaehollandiae (emu) is the source of this 8439-nucleotide messenger RNA. It is a transcript of the gene EXPH5, whose product is annotated as exophilin 5. Lineage: Eukaryota; Metazoa; Chordata; Aves; Casuariiformes; Dromaiidae. The coding region runs from base 296 to 6166 and encodes 1956 amino acids. The transcript is spliced from 6 exons. The record is from RefSeq and is a predicted model, not a curated record. Gene Ontology annotation, molecular function: small GTPase binding. Gene Ontology annotation, biological process: intracellular protein transport.